UUUUUUUUUUUUUUGGUUCAUUUUCUGUCUCUUUUAUCCCAGCCCUACUGUGACUGGACCGUCCUGUCGAUUUGCGACGGCACCCACACCCUGCAGCUCUCGGUCCAACCGAAUGACGACGGUCUCGUGGCAUCCCCUUGCUUGACCGGCUGAUGCCUGGCAUCAAAGCCGACCGAUAAAACAUAAACUAGAAUUCAGCCCGAUAGUCAUCUCAAUCAUUGAAAUAGCUUCCCCUGCUCCAAUCUUUCGAAGGCACCGAGCUGUCACGAGUCAGUGGGCGAGCCCAGGCCUCGUCCAACCGCCUCCCGUCCACAACCUGCAACGUUAAAGUUACCUCGUUUGCAUCCGAAGCUGAAAUCCGAGCAUCGUACAACCCCAAGUAAACGACGCCGAUACCCCCCUACGGGUUGCUUGGUUCAAUUUAACGUCCUGUUUUUUGCGACAAGCAUAUCUGCUUCAUCCUCUGCCUCGCAUGACGUCGUCAUCAGCAGGACUUCCGGAACAGGCCCGCCGCGCAGACGACCAGACGCCGCCGUCGAACACGACGGGCAAGGACACCAAAAACACAGUGGACGGUUCUCGAGAUGGACCAAACGGACAUGGACAACAACAACAACAACAGCAGCAAGCCCAUGCUGAGCUCAACGAGCAGUCGCCCUUGCUGUCCCCAAGCUCCGGCUCGGGCGAGGACGAGGGCUUGAUGGACAGCCCCCAUCCUGGGAGUGCUGGCCCCGGGAGUGCUGAUGACGAGCACCAGAAGACUAAGAGCCUCUGGUACAUCAUCCUCCUGACCAUCAGCAUUGGCGGCUUGCAAAUCGCAUGGUCCGUCGAGAUGUCCAACGGCUCGCCCUAUCUGUUGUCUCUGGGCAUCAGCAAGUCCCUCAUGGCCCUGGUCUGGAUCGCCGGGCCGCUGUCCGGGACUUUGGUGCAGCCAUACGUCGGCAUGCUGAGCGACAACUGCCGCAUACGAUGGGGAAAGCGCAAGCCUUUCAUGAUUGGGGGCGCCGUUGCGACCAUCGUCUCGCUGAUGUUCCUUGCCUGGACCAAGGAGAUCGUUGGCGGAUUCCUUGGCCUCUUUGGGGCAGCUCCAGACUCGGAUGUUGUCAAAUACUCGGUCAUAGUCGUCGCCGUGCUUUGGGUCUAUGUCCUGGACUUUGCAAUCAACACAGUGCAGGCAGCGAUUCGUGCAUUCAUCGUAGACUGCGCGCCGACACACCAACAAGAGAGCGCAAAUGCCAUGGCAAGCCGCUUCGUGGGCCUUGGAAAUAUUGUUGGCUACCUCGCUGGUUACAUGAAUCUACCCGCUAUCCUCUGGUUCUUCGGAGAGUCCCAGUUCAAAGAUCUCUGCGCCAUCGCCAGUAUUGUACUUGGCGUCACUGUUCUCCUGAGCUGCUUAUUCAUCCGCGAAAGGGACCCGCGACUGGAGGGCCAUCCGGCGGCUGGCAAGCCUGGCGUUCUGGCCUUCUUCGGCAAGAUCUUUACCUCUAUCAAGCGGCUGCCUCCCCAGACCAAAAAGGUCUGCCAGGUGCAGUUCUGCGCCUGGAUCGGCUUCUUCCCCAUGCUCUUCUACACAUCGGCCUACAUCGGCGAGAUCUACGCAGAGCCCUACCUUGAGCAGAACCCCAGCAUGACCCCCGAGGAGCUCGACAAGCUCUACGAGAAUGCUACGCGGGAGGGUACUUUUGCCUUGCUCAUCUUCGCCAUCAUAAGUCUAGCAACCAACGUUUUCCUUCCUUUCUUCAUCGAGCCCACCUACGAGACGCAAAGCUCGGUGGUUGCUGGUGCGCCUGGAGAAGCCCCCGGUUCCCUCAAAGACUAUGACGAGGAGAAGAAAUCGUGGCUCGAUUACCUGGUCAUCCCCGGCUUCACACUCCGCCGCGCCUGGAUGUUCUCCCAGAUCCUCUUCACGGCCAGCAUGCUCUGCACCGUCUUCGUGCGGACCGUCACCGCCGCCACGGUCCUCAUCGGCCUCGUGGGCAUCACAUGGGCUUUGACCCUCUGGGCUCCUUGGGCCAUCAUCAGCGCCGAGAUUUCGCGCCGAGACGAGCUCCGUCGCGCUCAGUUUGCCCAGCGCAAUCUGUCUCCCAGCGGCCGCGCCGAAGACCCUCUUGACGGCUACUCGCUAGAGGACGAUAACCGAGACCGGGAGUCGUCCGACGAAGAAGAAUCCGACCAGGCGGGCGUCAUCCUAGGCAUCCACAACAUGGCCAUCGCGGCGCCGCAAAUCAUCGCCACCGUCAUCAGCAGCAUCAUCUUCAAGAUGUUCCAGAAGCCCCGCGGCGUUCCCGGGGAUCACAGCAUCGCCAUCGUGCUGGCGUUAGGCGGCAUCUCGGUGCUCGUGUCGGCCUUCUUCAUUCAUCGCAUCCGGGACGAUGCUGGCGCGCCCGUGGACGUCAUGUGCGCGGUCGAGGACGGCGAGGCCAGCAGCAGACCCAGUACGGCGCAUAGUAGGACGCGCUCGCACGAACAGCUGCCGAGGGCGAGCUUGGAGCGGGCGGCGUUGGUGAGGAAUAAGAGUUUUGGGGGGAUGGAAUAUUGAAGUUCUGGGAAGAGAUGUCUGGAUAGACGUGUGCCGUCUUUGGGUUUGUUGGUUGUACAGUGCGGAUGGGCAAGAACACUGCCGGGGUUCGUUCGGGGAAUCUCGGUUUACUGUGUGUUGAGGGAGGCAUAUAGCGCUUUCGGAUUGGAUCGGACUGAAUUGGGAGUUGGAUGGCGUGAGAGAUUGGACCUUCCAGUUGCAUUGCUUACAGGAAUUAUCUGUUCGUAGAAUAUCAUUGCUUUUAGGACCUCGGUAGGCAUGUAUGGUUCCUGUUUAGUGUUAUGUUCAUCCUCACGUUGGCUUAGGGUUGAAUUCAGCGGCUGGUGUGAUAGAGGUGGGCUUCCGGUCUGUUCACUAUCUUCUGCGAGCUGGAGACUCCGCGAUCUCGUCGUUUUAUCUCUGCUGUUUAAGAUGUAGAACUAUCAG
Messenger RNA from Parathielavia appendiculata, 2965 nucleotides. Its product is annotated as MFS general substrate transporter. Gene Ontology annotation, molecular function: sucrose:proton symporter activity. The transcript has 3 exons. Bases 473 to 2539 code for a protein of 688 amino acids. Gene Ontology annotation, cellular component: plasma membrane. NCBI's taxonomy places the organism in Eukaryota, Fungi, Ascomycota, Sordariomycetes, Sordariales, Chaetomiaceae. The record is from RefSeq and is a predicted model, not a curated record.